AUGGCUCCAGAUACACAGCCCAAAGUGUGCCUAGGUGUGGCAGUCGACCACCGGAUCAUACGGCUUUCUAAGCCUGUACUCAACGACUUGACAGAGCCAUCCAAUUAUGUCUCCUGUAUCGAGGACCGAGGGCGGUUACUUCAACGAUCGGAUAGCGAGGUUCAAGUUACUACGCAGCUAGCAGGACCAGCGGUGAAGGGCGGUAUAGCAGUCGCCCUGCAGCAACCCCGGCACAACCACCCAUUCAAGAAGGGCCUGGAUGCCGUAAUCCAGGAUUGCGAAACUCUUUGUGCUAUUGACGACAUUUUUUCUGUUGUCUCCUGUGGAACCCUUGAUAUUCGGACCAACAUCGCCGUCGUGGACUUAUUGCCCUACAUGUGUGAAGAUAUAAAAAAGAUUGAUGAUGCGACAUUGGAGGAGUCAUUCUGUGCGUCAACACAUAUUAUUUGUGAUAAGGAGCCUCAUAUCUUGCUUUGCGCGGGCAAGAUAUGGUUGCCAAGGGUGGACAAAUCCAAUAGACUGAAGGGGCAUGGCUGGAAGUUUGAGAGCAUUGGUGUUGGAAAGAAAUUCGGCGAAACUUCGAAAUCCCCCGUCACAGUGAGGGUCCGUCACGGAAAGAGGGGAUUUGUCGACAUUCGUAGGGUGCUGAAGCUUGCGGGAUGA
Penicillium waksmanii is the source of this 663-nucleotide messenger RNA. RefSeq lists its product as uncharacterized. The transcript is spliced from 2 exons. The record is from RefSeq and is a predicted model, not a curated record. NCBI's taxonomy places the organism in Eukaryota, Fungi, Ascomycota, Eurotiomycetes, Eurotiales, Aspergillaceae. The coding region runs from base 1 to 663 and encodes 220 amino acids.